Agrilus planipennis (emerald ash borer) is the source of this 644-nucleotide messenger RNA. RefSeq names its product transmembrane protein 234 homolog. The coding region runs from base 185 to 643 and encodes 152 amino acids. The transcript has 3 exons. The record is from RefSeq and is a predicted model, not a curated record. NCBI's taxonomy places the organism in Eukaryota, Metazoa, Arthropoda, Insecta, Coleoptera, Buprestidae.
ACCAUAGAUCAGUCAUUUCGAGCCACGAGAAUCAGAUAAUAAUACAAUUAUGAGAUAAUAUUCAGAUAACAUUAACAACAUGGUUAAAGUCAAGUGUGACGGUUGAAUUUGAAGUUCUAAGAUAACUUUUGUAAAUUUUAACGACUAAACUAUAACUUACCUUUCAGAAGUGUAGUUAUAUACAAUGUUAUUGCAAUUCGGUUCUUUAAUACUAGUAGGAAUAUUAUGGGGCGCUACAAACCCUCUUAUAAAACGAGGAUCAAAAGGAAUUGUACAUAUAAAAGGAAAUAACAAAAUAAAGCAACUUCUGCUAGAAUGGAAGUAUUUAUUUACGAACAUUAAUUAUAUCAUUCCACUUAUAGUAAACCAGUUGGGCUCAGUAUUUUAUUUUUUUGUUCUACAAAGCUCAGACUUAUCUUUAGCUGUCCCUGUAGCAAACUCUUUGUCAUUUGUGUUUACUGCCAUAUCUGGAUGGGCACUAGGAGAAAAACUUCCAGAUAGAAGUAGGUACUCAAUCAAUGUUGUUUUCUGUUUAAUACAACUAAUUUAUUUUAGGUGCACUAUGGGGAAUUGCUUUAAUACUCCUUGGAAGCAUGCUGUGUUGCUCAGAAAAACAACAUCGUUAAUUAAGUUUUUAACAUAAG